Ooceraea biroi (clonal raider ant) is the source of this 7216-nucleotide messenger RNA. RefSeq names its product anoctamin 1 (gene subdued). Gene Ontology annotation, biological process: chloride transmembrane transport. The record is from RefSeq and is a predicted model, not a curated record. Gene Ontology annotation, molecular function: protein dimerization activity; chloride channel activity. NCBI's taxonomy places the organism in Eukaryota, Metazoa, Arthropoda, Insecta, Hymenoptera, Formicidae. Gene Ontology annotation, cellular component: plasma membrane.
CCUGUAUAUACAGUUAAAUUAUUGGACUUUUAUUUUAAUGUUUUCCUUAUUAAUUAAAAACUGAUAUUAAGAUCAGUACGCGCAAAAUCAACCCCCAAAAAAAUGGAAAUUGUGAUAUUCAUAAUCAAUUUACAGAACAUAUUCAUGAAAAUUAAAUAUAAAUAUCGUUAGAAUGUUAUAGAUUUUUAUAAAGAUUUCUACAAAUAUUAAUUUGUAUAUUUGUACAAAUUGUAUGCAUUGUCACUGACAAUCAUUGAUAUCUGAAAUAAAUCUUACAUUCUUGAUAAAUAAUUUUUCAUUUGGUGAUUAUAUGAUGAAAAUUUUUAAAUACGAAGUUUGUACAUAUAAUAUACAUAUAACGGUGGGUUUUUAUUAUUAUUUAUUAUAAUAGUAUUAAUAAUCAAUAGUUAUUAAUAUACUACAAAUAAUAAAUUUAAUGGAACAACAUGCGCUUCCUUCAAACACUGUAAAGUAUCUGUCCAUAGUUUGGGACAUCUAUUUAGUUUUAUUAUGUUACGUGUAUUUCGGAAGCUCGUGUCUCUCUUCGCUUAGUAUUCACAUGGUUUCUUACAAAAUGUUUUAUAAUGUAACACUUCUAUACAUAUUUAAAGUAGGAUCUUAAAAUCAGGUGUACACAUUUCUUGCAUUCAAAUGCAAUUAUCGUAGCUUUUACAUGUAUCAUAAAUCGUGCUGUACAUACAAAGGCAAGAUUCAAUGGAUCCAGUUUUCUCGCACGUUCAUAUCAAAAAAGGGAAGAAAGAUAAUUUGUAUCACAAAUUAUAACAAAAAAAGCAUAUAAAAGUACAUAAAAAGAAGUCAGAUCUAAUCAAAUUAUAAUCAGCAAGUAUGGUAUAUGAAAUACAAAUCCAAAUGCAUUCAGCAUAACAUUUCAUCAAUAAAAAUCAAAAAAUUCUAUAAUUCAUGACAUGACCAAUAUUUUUUUCACAAAUCUUCUACGAGCAAAACGCAAACUUAAACUUAAAUGUAAUUAACAAGUUUUUAAAGAUUGCAAAUAUAAUUUAAUCGGAAAAUUUUAAUAUAAUAUUUAGUUAUUUAUCGAAAGGCAGAAUAUAAAUGUUUAUAAAUACAUUACAUGACUCUUAUUUUUGAACUGUAAGAUAAUUUAUAAAGAAUUUGCUCUUGCUAAACACAUGCAAAAACAGAAGUACAUGAAGUCAUUAGGUAUUUAUACACAUACACUCAUGAUUACAAAUUUCAAAACUAUUGGCUUACAGUUCUCAGCGUACAAUGACCAUCAUCUUUAACAAAAUUUUCAAUAUUACCUUAGAACACUGCGAUCAAAUUGUAAUUCUUAGGAAGCAUGCGUUCUCACUUUUAUAGCGAAUUAAAUGAUUACAUCGCUCGUAAAAGACGAAAAAAAUAAACAUGUCAUAAGAGCGGCUUGUUUUAAUACCACAAAGUUGAGGUAAUAUCUCAGCACAUCUUACAAAUUACCAAAAAAGAAAAUAAAAUAGGAUUUAGAAUAAAAUAUUUACGGUAAAUCAAUAGUAAUAAACCGUAAAUAUAGUAGUAUUUAUAUAUAGUAACUAUUGAUCGACAGAAGCUCUCGGAAAAUCGCAAAAUCUCCUAUGAAAUCAGUAUUUAUUUAAUGUGUCACUUUAAAUAAUAUGAACAUUUAAUGUGAUAUUUAUAAUUUAUAGUCGAUCGUACGAGAAUAAGUACAAGAGGAAGAAUUAACAACGUGACGUUAAUGAUGCAAGAGAUAAGAAAUGUGGAACCUAUUAAUCUGAUACUCCUGAUUAGAAGUAUAACUUGUAUGUAAAACGAAGAUCAGAAUUACGUAUACUAUACCGAAGUAGAAAUAAUUUUGCCAAACAAUUGGAAAAAUGGAACCGAAGGACCAUGAAUUUGAAAUGCUGUAACGAUUCUCUCAAGAGGAGACGAAAGGUCAUUACGUGUUUCAAACAAAGAAUGUGUCCUCGUCGAUAGGUUUGAAAGACGGCGAAGGAAUUUUAUCGAGCAGCUGCAACCUGCGGUUUGCUAACACGUGUGUGUGUCGAGAAUGCUGAAGGCAACCUAAGUCGCAACAGCGCCCCUAUGGAAAGGCCUAUCCAGGUAUAUAAGAUCUAUAGCCGAAGGCUAUACACAUACUAUAGCUUUGCGCGCUCACCGCAUGAGGUCCUCAAGAUCAAUUCGGAGAUCGCUUGUCACUUCUUGGUUACGUCUGUCGACCUUUAAAUUUCUUCCGUGCAAUGAAAAUAAUUUGUGAGUGAGAGCUAACUGCGUUUUUGCCAGAAAAAAACCAUGGCGAGUGUAGAAAUUCCGAUGGGAGACAUGCAAGUCUCAUCGGAGAAAUAUAAAGCUACAAACGGGUUUGAAUUUCUUCAGUUACCUCAAUUACCGCUUGGACAAAUAGGGUAUCCUCAGGCUCAUGAUUGGAUUGAACACAGAAAAGCUAAUAUUCGGCCAUGGUCGUUAUUUCUCAACACAAACAACAUUAGACCACCGCCGAAUAUAAGUAGAUUAAGUAAACGAAUUGUGAAGAACAUCGAGUACUUCCAGAGCAAUUAUCUAUUUGUAUUUAUAGGACUAGUUAUAUACUGCUUAAUUACUUCACCAUUAUUGCUGCUGACGGUGGUUGGAUCUCUCGGAAUAUGCUAUAAGCUUUCUCAGCGGCAUUCCAAGCAAGAAUUGAUGAUAUUAAAUCAUAAAUUGACUUUAGCACAAGUAUACUCUUUAGUAGGUAUUUGUUCUCUGCCCGUGUUUUACUUGGUUGGUGCGCACGCAGCUGUUUUUUGGGUGCUUGGAGUUUCUUGGUUUCUGAUAACGCUACACGCUGCGUUUUAUAAUGUCGAUGCAGUAUUGUGCCCAGGAGAGGAAGAGUUGAACGCACUAGUUAUGCAAGAACUUUCUCACUCUGGUACAAAAUAUAGUUUAUAUUUUGUCGAUGAAAUUCGUUCAGUCGAUUUUGUACUUGUGUGGGAUGAAUACAAUGGGGAAGCACAAACCUACCACAACGUCGAGCACAGAAAGGUGUUUGAGAAAAAUUUGGAGAAGGAGGGAUUGGAGUUGGAAUACGAGCAAGUAGAACCGAACGGCUUACAUUUCAUAAAGAUUCAUGCGCCCAGAGAAGUUUUACGACGUUACGCUGAGAUAUUAAAACUUAGACUGCCAAUGAAAGAGCUGCUUGGCUGUCAGAUGCCUGCGUCAAGCAGUAAUAUUAUCAUUAAAGAGGUCAAUACGUUUAUACGACGUAUUAUGGGCAAGUACUACGUUGACAAGACCAUUUUUCCGACAAUGAAGCAAAACUUCACAGCAGUGUACAGUAGAGACAAGGAAUACUUGUUUGAUUUGGAUAUGCCAAAUUUUUUCACGUCGGCAACGCGAUCCCGUAUUGUGCAGUUUAUAUUGGAUAGAGCUAGGUUCACAGAAACUAAGGAAGACGAUUUUGCAUUUGGUAUUGAACGAUUGAUAUCCGAUCGCGCGUAUGUCGCGGCGUACCCGCUUCACGACGGAAAUUUACACACUGCAGACUCAAUGCGUUACCUCCUGUACACUGAAUGGGCCAGUUUGAGAAAAUGCCUUCAUUAUCAGCCCUUAGAUUACAUCAAAGAGUAUUUUGGCAUAAAAAUCGGACUUUACUUCGCCUGGUUGGGAUUCUAUACUCACAUGCUGAUCCCAGCCAGCAUCGUCGGCCUUCUAUGUUUCAUAUACAGCUGCGCUACUUUGUAUUACAAUGAACCGAGCGAAGAUAUUUGUAACGGCAACGGUACCAUAGAGAUGUGCCCGUUGUGUGAUUAUUUCUGCGGCUAUUGGGACCUCAAGGAAACGUGUUUACACGCAAGAAUUACGUACCUGUUCGACAAUCCGUCGACGGUGUUUUUCUCUAUCUUUAUGUCGUUAUGGGCCACACUGUUCCUCGAACUAUGGAAGAAAUAUUCUGCUGAAAUAACUCAUCGGUGGGAUUUGACUCAUUUGGAUACUCAAGAAGAAUAUCCUAGGCCACAGUACUUAGCACGGCUUGCCCAUAUUAAAAAAAAGUCUAUCAAUAUCAUCACAAAUACAGAAGAGCCAAAAGUGCCAUAUUGGAAGAUGAGAGUGCCUGCCACGAUUCUUAGUUUCUCAGUUGUCCUACUUUUGAUAGUUGUAGCUAUGGCCGCUGUACUUGGAGUAGUUCUGUACAGGAUGUCUGUUUUAACUGCAUUAAGUGUUUACGGACAUCCUAUGGUAACUAGUUACGCCAUAUUGUUCACUACUGCGACCGCUGCAAGCAUUAAUCUCUGUUGUAUCAUUUUGUUUAACUGGCUAUACGUUUGGCUGGCGGAAUAUCUAACAGAGAUCGAAUUACUUCGCACCCAGACCGAGUUCGACGACAGCUUAACUUUGAAAAUUUACCUGUUGGAAUUCGUGAACUACUAUGCUUCCAUAUUUUACAUAGCAUUUUUCAAGGGGAAGUUUGUUGGUUAUCCGGGAGAGUACAAUCGCUUUUUCGGCUUUCGACAAGAGGAAUGCGGACCGGGCGGUUGCCUCUUGGAGCUGUGUAUUCAAUUGAGCAUUAUCAUGAUUGGGAAACAAGCCAUGAACACCAUACUGGAAAUGCUGUUUCCGUUGUUUUACAAAUGGAUGAACACUUUAAAGGUUCAUGUAGGUAUGAAAAAACUGGUGGACAACGAUAAGAGAUACUCAUCUAGGAAACACCUGCAAUGGAUUCGAGAUUACAAACUAGUUCAGUGGGGACCUAGAAGUCUGUUUCCCGAAUACCUGGAGAUGGUGCUACAAUAUGGAUUCGUUACAAUCUUUGUCGCUGCUUUCCCAUUGGCGCCAUUCUUUGCAUUACUAAACAAUGUUUUCGAGAUGAGACUGGAUGCAAAGAAAUUAUUGACCAUGUAUAGACGGCCAGUUGGACAACGGGUCAGGGAUAUAGGCAUAUGGUAUCGCAUUCUCGAUUCCAUUUCUAAAUUAUCUGUUAUCACUAAUGCAUUCAUCAUAGCUUUCACCUCGAACUUCAUACCACGAUUAGUUUACCGUAUAACACUCUCCGAUAAUUAUUCACUGGAAGGUUUCCUGGAGCAUUCUCUAGCACGAUUCAAUACGAGCGAUCUGAAAAAUGGUACUCAACCGAUGACGUCGCUGGGUCAAAGCCCUGUCGAGGUUUGCCGUUACCCAGAUUACAGGGAGCCGCCAGAUUCGCCGCACAAGUAUGAAUACACCACCAUGUUCUGGCAUAUACUAGCGGCUAAAUUAGCUUUUAUCGUUGUUUUUGAGAACAUUGUGGCGCUUGUGAUGAUUCUCGUACGGUGGUGUAUUCCCGAUAUGAGCCCGAAAUUACGUGACACGAUACGCCGCGAGGCAUACAUCACUAAUGAAAUUGUUAUACAUCAGGAGGCGCUGCGAGCUUGCGAGAGACCCGAGAUUAACGGUGUAGAACCGAGAGUCACGCAAACGUACGUAGUUGCGAAUGAAAGUGCCGACAGAUGGAACAGAGUUAUGAGAAAUUCUCUGACAACUUCCGACUUCGAUUUGGAGGUCCAUGGCAGUCCCGUCUCGCCCGCUAAUGCGGGUCCGCGUAUUAGUCCUGCUGCCGUCUGAUAUAUGCCAGGAGAACUCAACAAUUUGGUAUUAGAUUGACUGGAGAGUUCAUGUUGACCUUCUUUGCAAAAUUCAAACGCGAAAGUUCGAUUUAAGAAUUAAUUAAAAGUUUUGCCAAGGCAGUCGGCAGGAGUUUUCCGGUCAACCCAAUAGUUAUCCAAUGCAUAGAAUAGGUUUUUUGAAAAACAAUUGGUGCAAAAGACGUUAUCCUUUUUUAGAUAGGAAUGAAAACGAAAUAUAUUACACAGUUUCUGCAAGUAAUUUUUAUUUAAUUACUUUACUAAAUAAAAGUGUUGCUUGACGCUGUCUUUAGUUGGACGUUUAGUACUUUUCUGUCUUUUUUUUUUCUUCUUUUUAAUUCGACUGAGUUUGUCACUUACUCCUAGGAUGCAUAAACUUUAUCUAACCCUAGAUAAAAGUUUGCUUCUUUUACAUAAGCUGAAUCUCCCAAACAUAUUGAUUAAAAAAUAUGAAAUGAAAAAGUGAAUAAGUAAGUAAAUAAAGUAAAUAAGUGAGUAAUUACAACUGCUGUUUAAUUUGAUUAAAAUAUAGUAUUCUGAAAUACAUAUAGUGAAUCUCAAAGACUCUUAUGCAUCCUAGGUUUAAAGGAGAACUUGAUGAGAAAACGCGCAGUAAACUGUUUGCACCAAUUUAAUAAUAUCGUGAUUCUUCGCUAGUCGUGUUGUAAACUUGAAGAUUUGAUGAAAAAAGAUAUUAUUUUUGACAAUGUACAGUAAAAGUAAGAAUUUUAAUUGUUUCUUCUACAAUUGUUACACGCAUCAUAUAGAAUAUAUUUUAAAUAAAGGGAUCUGCAUAUUUUGUAAACUUUAUGGAAGACUCAAAAAAGUUGAUACAUUUUGCUACAUAUCAAAAUGGAAUUUUUUAAAGAAUACUGUAGCAUUAUAUAUAUAUUACAAAUCUACGUAUUGUUAUUGCCAAACUAUAUUUGACUUUAAUAUGAAUUAUCUUAUCGUUAAUAGCAAUAUUGUUGAAUCAUAUAUUUUAUAAAAUUGUAAAAUCUGCGACAUACUUGAAAGUUAUAUAAAAAAUGUUUCUUCUAUCUAAUGAUUUACUUAUGAUGCCAAAAUAUUAUUAAUAAUCUGUACUAUUAAUCACAUAAUACAAAAAUCAAAACGAAAGCAAAACCUGAUGACAUGUAAUAUCAAAUAAAUUAAUAUUACAAUCCUACCAUAAAUAUUAUAAUUAUCAGUCUGUAAAAACUUAUACAUUUUACAGAGGUGUUAAUUAUUGAUUGAUUGAUCAUAUAAAAUAAUUAUUAACUGCUCUAUAACAUUAUAAUUAUAUAGCAUUUAUAUGUUAUAAAUUAUAUUAAUUUUAUUUAAUUGAUAAUCAUGAUGAUUGAUUAUCAAUAAAAAUGAUAUUAAUAAAAUAAUCAUGCAAAGGUAAAUCAUUGGAUGCAAUUGACUUACAAUGUUAAUAGUUUUAUACAUGCAAAGAUCUAUAUUUAAUAACAAAAGUAUAAGGCAGAAAUGUAGAAUAUUACAAAUGUAUGUCCUCUUUAUAUUUUAUAUAUACACAUAUACAUAUAUAUAAUAUUUGAUAUGGAUAAACUAUACGGGUUAUUCUUGGAAUCUCUUAAGAUUUAAGAAAUUAUACUGCUAUGAUAUAUCUAAAUAUUAAUAAAUGACUCUGGUUCCUUCUCUAA